UUAUAUGGUCAUCGUAAUAUUGAUCACUAAUAUCGCAAAUCGCGAGUUUUCCUGGUAUCGUGCAGCCCUAGUUUACUGGAAGAGCUGGUACAUGGUAUGCUUGUUAGCAGAAGAGAUGCUAUCAGAAAGUCUAGAUCAGGGGUCGCCAACCUGUAACUCUAGAGUCGCAUGUUGGUCUUUCUUCCCUGUGCUGUGGCUCUCUGAGGUUUUGUAAAAUAGCUAUUAUGCUCUAAGAUUGUUGUGGUUAGAUCCAAAUGGCUCUUUGAUUGGUAAAGGUUGCUGACCCCUGGUCUAGCUGCUGACUUCAUGCUGGCUUUGAAAAAGUAUGAGGUAGACCAAAGGAAAGAAGAAUCAACAACCUGUCCUUCCAGAAGCAGUGACGGUUGUAACAAUAGGAACUAUUGUUGUGUGUUAUUGGUUGCUAGUCGGACGUUGCACAGUCUGGAAUGAAUGAGAGCACGCACCUGAGCUGCACUGUAAGAGUUUACCCUGCCUGAGUUAAUUAAAAGUACUACCCUGUUGGGUAGAAUUGAAGUAUUCUGUGUUACGUUUCUUGGAGGAAAACCAGAAUAUAACAUGGUGGCAGCGGCGGAGAAUUUUUUUUGAAAAUACGCCACGGAGUUUUGCAGCGCGCCUGGAGUCGCGGGAAAAUCUGAGACCGGCAUUGAUUACGUGAAGCCAUGGAAGGUCUGAAGCCUCCACAGCCGCUCUGUUUUGAGUCCGGUAACCUUUCACGGAUUUGGAAGACCUGGAGAGAUGAAUUCAUCCUCUAUGUGGAUUUAACGGUUCCCGCCGACGAGGAAAAAAUGAAAGUGAAACUCUUUCGCUAUCUUAUCGGUGAAAGUGGCAGAGAGGUCCUAGAGACACUGAUGGGUGAAUCGGCGCAGGAUGCAUGGAAGAUUGCAGACAUAAUUGAAAGGUUUGAUGAUCACUGUAGCCCAGGAACUAACGAGACGGUGGAACGCUACAAGUUUUUCUCGAGGAACCAAGGUGGGGGUGAGUCAAUCGACAGCUACGUCACGGAGUUGAAGCUGCUGACCAAAUCCUGCAAUUUCGGGACUUUAAGAGACUCUCUGAUCAGAGAUCGUAUUGUGUGUGGAAUUAACAAUGCGCAAAUGAGAGAAAGACUGCUGCGUGAGAAAAACAUGACUCUGGACACGUGUGUGCAGCUGUGCAGAGCCACUGAACUGUCGCGAGAGAACAGCAAAGCAAUUUCUGGACUAAUGAUGGAGGAGGUGCAUGCAGUGCAAGGAGCAGGAUAUCAGAAACAGUACCGUGUCACAGACUGCAAGUUUUGUGGAAAAUCACAUGACAGAAAUAAGGAGAAGUGCCCAGCUUAUGGCAAGAAAUGCAAAAAAUGUGGCAAAGAGAACCAUUUUGCAGUUAAGUGUAAAAUGCGAGCAGAACAUAGUAAAAAGAGACCAGUGCAUAAUGUGGCGGAAUGCGACAGUGAUGAAUAUGAAGACAUCCUAUGUGUGACAGGAUCAGAGGCAGAGCAGCCAACAGACAGUAAAAAGGAAACAGAAACUAAGCUUUUUGCUGGCAUGCUCUUAGGCAAAGACAUUGUAAAAUUCCAAAUAGAUUGUGGUGUUACUUGCAAUGUUAUCCCAGUUAACUUACUGAAUCCUGAUACCAGACUGGAAGACACAAAGACACUUCUAAUCAUGUACAACAAAAGCAAGCUCAGACCACUUGGAAAAUGCAAACUGAAGCUGAGAAACCCUCGGAACCAGAAGCUUUACCAGCUGGAGUUCCAAGUGGUGAAUAAAGACUGCUCUGUGCCGCUGUUGGGCAAAAGAGCGAGUGAGGCCAUGAAACUAAUCAAAGUCCAUUAUGAGAACAUCAUGGCACUAGACAGCAUCGUCACCUCACAGACUCCCUCACAGGAGCAGUGGACAUUAGAACAGAUAAAGACGGAAUAUGCAGACGUGUUCACUGGAGAUGGAUGUCUGGAUGGAGUUUAUAAAGUUGAAAUAGAUGAGUCCAUCAAACCUGUGCAGUUACCAAAAAGACGUGUUCCUGUAGCAAUGAUGAAACCGCUGAAAGAUGAACUACAAGAUUUAGUGCACAGAGAAAUAAUCUCGCCUGUAGAGCGAAGCACAGACUGGAUUAGCGGUAUGGUGGUUGUCCAAAAAUCAAAUGGAAAACCAAGAGUUUGUAUUGAUCCAAGACCCCUAAACAAAGCACUGAAGCGCAGCCAUUUCCCUAUGCCGACUAUCGAAGAUAUUCUGCCGGAUCUGGCCAAAGCUAAAGUUUUCACAGUGUGUGAUGUCAAAAGUGGAUUCUGGCAUGUCAAACUGGAAGAAGAGUCCAGCUACCUAACAACAUUUUCCACCCCAUUUGGUCGUUACCGCUGGCUCAGGAUGCCAAUGGGAAUCAGUACUGCACCAGAGAUCUUUCAGAGGAAGUUGACACAGGCUCUGGAGAACCUGCCUGGUCUGUACAUAAUUGCAGAUGAUAUACUGAUCACCAGCCAAGGGGUGACACAAGAGGCUGCUGAACGUGAUCAUGAUGACAAACUAAGACUGUUCUUAAACAGGUGCAGACAGAAGAACAUCAAACUAAACGCAGAAAAAUUGAAACUGCGUCAAAAAGAAGUUGCCUACAUUGGACAUCUUCUAACAGCUGAUGGGUUGAAGAUAGACCCUGGAAAAGUGAGAGCCAUCAAUGAAAUGCCACAACCUGCAGAUGUCAAAGCAGUGCAGAGGCUCUUAGGAAUGGUGAACUAUUUAGCCAAGUUCUGCCCACAUCUCUCUGACCAGUGUGAAGUGUUGAGAAAACUCACACAUAAAGACUGUGAAUGGAGCUGGAACAAACAACACGAAGAUGCAUUUAUAAAGCUGAAGGGAACUAUUACUAAUGCUCCUGUUCUGAAAUAUUACAGCCCGGAGGAAGAACUCACGGUACAGUGUGAUGCCUCAGACACAGGGUUGGGAGCAGCACUCAUGCAGAAUGGUAAGCCCAUUGCCUUUGCAAGUCGAGCACUUACACAAACGGAACGAGGCUAUGCACAAAUAGAAAAAGAGUUUUUAGCUCUUGUGUUCAGCAUGGAGAAAUUUCACCAAUUUACAUAUGGUCGAAAAGUUACGGUCCAGAGUGAUCAUAAGCCACUUGAGAAUAUUGUCAAGAAACCUCUUCUCAGUGCACCCAAAAGACUUCAAAGGAUGAUGUUAAGGAUCCAGAAGUAUGAUGUGGAUGUGGUGUAUGUACCAGGAAAAGAUAUGCUAUUAGCUGACACUUUGAGCAGAGCAUAUCUUCCAGAACAUUCUUCCUGUGGCUCGGUGGAAGCAGAAAUAGAAACGGUAAACAUGGUGCUCCACUUGCCAAUAUCGGAACAAAGCCUAAAUGCAAUUCGUGUGGCGACAGAACAAGAUGCUACACUCCAAACACUCCAACAGACGAUAAGCAAAGGUUGUAUUUCUCAUUCAAAGAAGAGCUGAGUUUUCAGGACGGAAUCAUUUUCAGAGGUGAACGUGC
Messenger RNA from Oryzias latipes (Japanese medaka), 3477 nucleotides. The record is from RefSeq and is a predicted model, not a curated record. NCBI's taxonomy places the organism in Eukaryota, Metazoa, Chordata, Actinopteri, Beloniformes, Adrianichthyidae.